This is a messenger RNA of Vavraia culicis subsp. floridensis, 441 nucleotides long. RefSeq lists its product as uncharacterized. Lineage: Eukaryota; Fungi; Microsporidia; Pleistophoridae. The record is from RefSeq and is a predicted model, not a curated record. Bases 1 to 441 code for a protein of 146 amino acids. The transcript has a single exon.
AUGAAGCUCAACAAAAUGAACGUGCGCUUCCUCAAAGAGGUAAAGAACCUCAAAAACAGCAUGCCAGCCCAUUUCAAGUUGGUCACACACAACAACACAACACUAAUCCUUGAUGUGUACGGUGCACCCAGCACGAUCUAUUCCGGUGAAAUAUUUACCCUCAAGAUAGAAAUCAAUGAUAACUAUCCGAUCGAUCCGCCAACGGCAGUGUUCAUCAAGAAUAUACCGGAGAAUGAGCAUGUUUAUACCAAUGGACACAUUUGUAUAUCGGUACUGCAUGAUGACUGGUCACCUGCAAUGACACUUGAGAUGGUAGUUAUUGCUAUUUUGAGCAUGCUGAGUGAUGCCAAGAAGAAGAGCAAGCCGCCCGAUAAUUAUUUUUACACGGUGUUUAAGAGGAACAAGUCACCACGCGAUACGAAAUGGGUGUACCAUAAGUAG